AUGCGUGUCCUCAAUAUCCUAUCCUCCCUGGUCUCAGGCGUGGCGGCCGUUUCUCCUCUGGUCAAACUCGACUAUGCUUCAUACCAAGGGACCGCGCUGCCGAAUAACGUAUCGCAGUGGCUAGGAAUCAGGUACGCCUCGCCCCCUACAGGCGACUUGAGAUUCGCUGCUCCCGUGGACCCAAAAAACCAGACUGGAAUUCAGCAGGCGAACAAACAUGGACCUAUCUGUAUAGGCACGAACCAAGGGCCGCCGACUGCCUCGAUGAACGAGGAUUGUCUCUUCCUGGAUGUGUAUGCGCCGAGCAACGCUACGGCCGCUUCGAAAUUGCCGGUGUACUUUGUAAGUCUUGCUUCCUGCUCAGAAGGACUCAUAGUAACGGGAUACCAGUUCAUCCAAGGCGGCGGGUUCGCCACCAACGGAAACCCAAACUACAAUGGCUCCGGAUUGAUUAACGCAAGCGAAUAUGACAUGAUUGUCGUGACCCAUAAUUAUCGCGUCGGUCCUUGGGGUUUCUUAGCCAGUGGAGAAGUCCAGAGAGGCGGCAGCGCUAACAAUGGCCUUCGAGACCAGAGGAAAGCCAUGCAAUGGGUGAAGCAGUACAUCUCCCACUUCGGAGGAGAUCCUGAUCAUGUGACGAUGGGAGGCGACAGCGCUGGGGGACAAAGUGUCUGCAUGCAGUUGACGGCAUACGGAGGGCGAGACGACGGUCUCUUCCAGGGUGCCGCUGCCGAGUCGCAGUCGUUCCCUCCUCUCCGGACUGUCGCCGAGAGCCAAUACAACUACAACGGCCUCGUCAUCCGAGCUGGAUGUGCUUCGGCCUCGGACACUCUCGCUUGUCUCCGGGGGCUCAAUGCUACCGCUCUCCAAGCCGUGAACGUCAUCACACCCUUCCCGGGAGCACAAGGCAAUCCUCUGUAUCCAUACGGUCCGACUCUAGAUUACGACUUCGUCAGCGACUAUACUUUCCGUGCGUACGCCCAAGGCAAAUUCGUCAAAGUGCCCGCCAUCUACGGCGACGACACCAACGAAGGGACGAUUUUCGCUCCCAAGAACACGAGCACCAUCGCCCAGAGCAAUACCUUCUUACAGAACAAUUUCCCAGAUCUGACGCUCGCUCAGAUCAAGCGAUUCAACGAGCUCUAUCCCGUAGAGGGAACGCCAUCUUUCCCCGAUUCUGGGAGAUACUGGAGACAAGCAUCCAACGCGUAUGGCGAAUUGAGAUAUAUCUGCCCGGGCAUCUAUCUCAGCCAGGUCUCCGCGAACCAGAGCGUGCCGAACUGGAACUAUCGCUGGAACGUCAUCGAUCCCACAGCGAACGCCAGCGGUAAGUAAACGACACACACCCUCUCAUCAAUCCCUCCUGUCCCCACAACUGACUGACCCCCUCUCCCUCGCCUGCAGGUUACGGAGUCUCCCACACCGUCGAAACCAACGCCCUCUGGGGCCCCAACGUCACCCACGGCGCCGCUCCUACCUCUUACUACCCCGGCCAACUUAACCAUCCCAUCGUCUCCGUCGUCCAGGGCUACUGGACCAGUUUCAUCCGCACUUUCGACCCGAACACGUAUCGAAAAGCUGGGACUCCGACUUGGGAGGUUUUCGACACAAAGAAUUUCAAUCGGAGGUUGAUGUAUCAGACUAACCACACGCUGAUGGAGAGUAUUGAUCCGGGGCAGUUGCUGCGGUGCGAGUAUUUGUGGAGUCUUGCGCUGGAGUUGAAACAGUAG
This is a messenger RNA of Lecanosticta acicola, 1730 nucleotides long. NCBI's taxonomy places the organism in Eukaryota, Fungi, Ascomycota, Dothideomycetes, Mycosphaerellales, Mycosphaerellaceae. The record is from the annotation of a GenBank genome assembly.